Messenger RNA from Macrosiphum euphorbiae (potato aphid), 573 nucleotides. NCBI's taxonomy places the organism in Eukaryota, Metazoa, Arthropoda, Insecta, Hemiptera, Aphididae. The record is from the annotation of a GenBank genome assembly.
AUGAAGACGUUGGCCGGCGCCAUAAUACUAUGCAUCAUGCUCGUCAUAAUUUCCGGAUGUUCAAUGAAUCCGGAUGCGAAAAGGCUGUACGACGACCUUUUAUCAAAUUACAACAAACUCGUAAGGCCUGUGCUCAACAACACUGAUCCGCUACCAGUACGGAUUAAGCUCAAACUAUCACAGCUCAUCGACAUUAAUCUAAAAAACCAAAUUAUGACGACGAACUUAUGGGUGGAACAGUAUUGGUAUGACUAUAAGUUGACGUGGAAUCCUGAGGAAUACGGUGGUGUCGAAGGGUUACACGUACCGUCUGAACACGUCUGGAGGCCAGAUAUUGUUCUUUAUAACAAUGCUGACGGCAAUUUCGAAGUAACUUUGGCCACUAAGGCUAUGCUCCACUAUAGUGGUCGGGUCGAGUGGAAACCUCCAGCUAUUUACAAGUCUUCCUGUGAAAUAGAUGUAGAAUUUUUCCCGUUUGAUGAACAGACGUGUGUGAUGAAAUUUGGCUCAUGGACCUACGACGGUUUUCAGACAGAUACACCAAAUCAGAGCAUCGGCGUUGGAAUGUCUUAA